Molecule: messenger RNA, 7024 nt
Organism: Rhinolophus ferrumequinum (greater horseshoe bat)
Lineage: Eukaryota; Metazoa; Chordata; Mammalia; Chiroptera; Rhinolophidae
Gene: ALPK1
Product: alpha kinase 1
Exons: 12
Coding region: 284-3745 (1153 amino acids)
Biological process (GO): protein phosphorylation
Molecular function (GO): ATP binding; protein serine/threonine kinase activity
Source: RefSeq, a predicted model, not a curated record
UCCUGCUGGAACCCCUCUGACCGCCCGACUGCCCCAGCUUACCUGCAGGGCACAGGGGCGGCCACCCUGACGGACAGCCCCUGGUUGCUGUCCUGUGAGCCACAGCAGCAGCUCAGUCCAGCCAGCAAGAGGCAGGAGGGGGCUUUGUGGGCACCAAGGCGCUUCAUCAUGACACUGGUAACUCAACAGCCUUUUCUUUGCCUGCAAUUUCCUUAACUGAACUCUGACCUUUUCAGCUCCACUCCCCAGCGAGUUAAGGACCCUCAUCCAGGAGGCAAAGGAAAUGAAGUGGCCCUUCGUGCCUGAGAAGUGGCAAUACAAACAAGCUGUGGGCCCCGAGGACAAAACCAACCUGCAGGACGUGAUUGGUGCCGCUCUGCAGCAGCUACUGGUGUCCCUGAAGGCCUCCAUCCUCACCCGCGACAGUGCCACCGCAGCUGCCAUCCUGUUCCUCAGUGACCGGCUCCUGUACGGGCUCGACCUGUCCAGCCAGUUGCUGCAGAUCGCCAAGGGGCUGCACAGGCUGUGGCCAGCCACGCCGAUGGCCCCGCAGCUGCUAAUUCGCCAGGCCCGGGUAUCGGUCAACUCAGGGAGACUCCUGAAAGCCGAGUACAUCCUGAGUAGUCUGGUCAGCAGGCGCAGGGCAGCAGGUACCUGGCUGUACAGAAACGAGAGUGACAAGCUCCUGGUGCAGGCGGUCUGCAUACAGAUCAGAGGGCAAAUUCUGCAAAAGCUAGGGAUGUGGUACGAAGCAGCAGAGCUAACGUGGGCCUCAGUUGUAGGAUAUCUAAGCCUCCCCCAGCCAGACAAAAAGGGCAUCUCUACGUCACUAGGGAUCCUGGCAGACAUCUUUGUUUCCAUGAGUGAGAAGGAUUACGAAAAGUUUAAAAGCAACCCACAGGUGAACUUGGGACUGCUGAGUGAGUCUGAGCACCGUUUACUGUCGGCCGCGGAGGCCUGCAAGCUGGCAGCUGCCUGCAGCCCCUACACGCCCCUCUUCGUGCUCACAGCCAUGAAUAUCCGUGGCACGUGCCUGCUGUCGUAUGGAAGUUCUAAUGACUGUCCUCCAGGAAGGAAAAGUGUGUAUGUGUGUGAGGCCAAAGAGGCCUUUGAAAUUGGCCUCCUCACCAAGAGACACGACGAGCCAGUUACUGGAAAACAGGAGCUCCACAGUUUUCUCAAAGCUGCGUUCGGUCUCACUAUAGCGCACGGAAGGCUCCAUGGGGAUAUGGAGGCAGUCCGCACGGCCAGACAGCUGUGCAGGGAGGCCGUAGGGAAGCUGUACGCGGUCAGAAUUCUGGCAGGACGGCAGAAUAGAGACACCCUCUCUCGGGAGAUCAUGUCUCUGGUCGCCCAGGUGAAGGGUCAUUUGCAGGUUCGAAGCUUUUCCAAUUUCGAUGACAGGUCCUAUGUUCCAGCGAGCUUCAGGUGUGGGCUGGAAAAACCCAUCUUGCAUGAGCCAGUGGACUUCCAAAAAGUCCUUGAAACCUAUUCACAGCACCAUACUUCAGUGUGUGAAGUAUUUGAAAGCACGUGUGAAAACAACACGAGUAAACAGAAAGCUGCAAGCACAGGGGUGUGUAUCACUGCACUAAGAACAGAAACAAAAAGCAUAGAUACUGUGGGAACCCAAGACAACGCAUGUUUCCAGAGAGGCCCGAGAACAGCCGAGAACGGGCAGGACACACUGAAGGGGGCCGGAAGGGGAACUGGCACCCCCCCUGACACUUUCGGGGUAUCCUUGGAUAGCGGGGUGGAGACGGAGACCGCCGAGUCGCCAGCCCACAGCAGUGUGACCCGGGCUGCUCUGGACACGUGCCCAACUGACAGCCAGACCUGCAGUUCUCGGAGCAGGUUCUCAGCGCUCCGCUCUCCCGUGAGCUGGGAGGAAGGGCGUGAUCACGCCGCUGACAGGCCCCCGGGAAACGAGCCUGGGGAGGAACGGCCUGUGGCCCCUAGGUGCCCUGCUGCCCUGUCUGAAGAGUCAGAGACCCACGGGCACAGCAGAGUGGCAGGCGUACUGUCUUCUGAGCGCCAGGGUCUCUCUUUGCAGGUGUCCGCCGAGGGCAGUUUAGAGUCUCCUGAGAGUCACCGCCACAAGCCCCUGCCCCCAACCGUCCCUGCUGAAAGAGGGCUGGAGGACACGCCCCAACUCACAAGUGUGGGACCCACAAAUUCUUCCGCUUGCUCCAGAGCCUCACUGAGUCCUGCUUCCCAGCCCUCUUCUGCUUCUGGUCAGCCCAAGAACAUGUCCACAUGUGCUUUGAUCCAAGAAGAGGAAACCUCUGAAACAACCGAUGAGUUUCCAGAAAUCAGCUGUGACGCCAAGGACAGGCGCGGGGAGAAGGGAACAGAGCUGAAAAGGGCCACCGGGCCCCCAUCUGAGGACAGCGCCUCCUGGGUUGACCCAGAAGGAGACACAGUGGACCCUCCUAGGACUAUGGACGGUUCUCUGGGCGAAAGUCUCAUGAUGGCUUGUGGCUCUUUCACUCCUCCUCGUCCUGUUCAAAUUCCUGAUCCAGGACAGAGUGGAGGCUCCGACCGGGAGCAGGACCCUGAACCGGACGCCCCCACGGGAGACAGGGACGGCCAGCUGCCCCAGGGCAUGGCUGCUCAGCACCCCGGGCUGCGUGGCUCCCACAGGCGUGGCCAGGACGCUGAGACCCGCCGCUGCUCUGGAAGCGGUGCCUGUCCCUGCCCUGCCCUGGACGAGGACUGCACUACCACCGAGGCAGGGAGCUGGCCGGGAAACGCGCUGGGCGGCUGCGGGGACGCCAGCUCGCCCUUGCCCUCGGAGCGCUGCUGGAAAUCUCCUGCAGUUCCCAGCGGCUCUGAGGGGGGCGGCCCACGGUCGGGUGUGGACCCCAGGGGGAGCUCUUCUGGCGCAUUGUCAGGGCCGACAAGGCAGGAUGGCCUCGAGCCGCGCACCCUGCAGCCUGAUGACCUGGAGAAACUGCUGGCAGGGGUGAGUCACGGCUGGCUGCUCCGGAGACUGGAGAACACGGGCGUUUUUAAGUCCAGCCGACUCCACCGGGCCUACGAUGCUCUUUUGUUGAAAUAUUCUAAGAAAUCCGAACUGUGGACAGCCCAGGAAACUGCUGUAUAUUUGGGGGGCUACCUGAACGUGAAGAAGAAAGGCAGACAAAGAAAUGCGAUUUGGGUUCAUUAUCUUCAUCAAGAAGAGACUCUGGGCAGGUAUGUUGGGAAAGAGUACAAGGAACCAAAGGGGCUCUGGUGCCACUUUGCCGACGUGCAACGGCAGGUGACUGCGCAGCACUACGUCACAGAAUUCAACAAGAGGCUGUACGAGCAGCAGAUCCCAACACAGAUAUUCUACAUCCCCUCUGUGGUACUGCUGAUUUUAGAGGGCAAAACAAUAAAGGGAUGCAUCAGUGUGGAGCCUUACAUACUGGGAGAAUUUGUUAAACUAUCAAAUAACACGAAAGUGGUGAAAACAGAAUACAAAGCCACAGAAUACGGCUUGGCCUACGGCCAUUUUUCUUACGAGUUCUCCGGUCACAGAGAUGUCGUGGUCGACUUACAAGGUUGGGUGACCGGUAAUGGAAAAGGGCUCAUCUACCUCACAGAUCCCCAGAUUCACUCUGUCGAUCAGAAAGAUGUCACCUCCAAUUUUGGAAAAAGGGGGAUUUUCUACUUCUUCAAUAACCAGCACGUGGAAUGUAAUGAAAUAUGCCGUCGUCUUUCUCUGACAAGACCUUCGAUUGAGAAACUAAAUAACCCAUAAACUGUACUGUGGCUGCGACAGCAGUGCGGGGUCUGUGACAGUAGUGGGAGGCUGCUACUGUCUGAGUUUUGAGUGUCUCUAAGCCAAUGCAGUGAGGGGUCUGUAACACUGUAAUGGGGGGCUGUGACAGUAAUGGGGGGCAGUGACAGCGUAGUGGGAGGAUGUAGUGUAAGGGGGGCUGUAGUGUAGGGGGCUGGUGACAGCCUAGUGCUGCUCUCCAGUGUUACAUUGUCCUUCCAGGUACAUGCACGACACAGCCUGGUCCCUGUGGGCUUAGGUGGCGUGUGGCUGGUUCUGGCCAGUGAUUUCUGAGAGUGCUGACCAGCAUCACUUCCAGGCCCAUGUUCAAAUGCCGGGGCAAGACCCCCGCAUCUCUGUCCCUUUGCCACAAUUACUGAGAGCACCAGUGCUGCCGCGAGGACGACUGGGGAAGAACCCCUGACCUGUGAUGGGCGAAAGGUGACAAACUUCCGUGGCUCAAGUCACCGAGAUUUGGGGGCUUUUGUCUCCAUCUAUCAAGACUGACACUAUUGGUGUUUCGCUUACUGAUUUAGAAGUUCUUUGUAUAUAUUUAAGAAUUUGGGAUUUGUGAUACGAGUUCCAGUUUUUUCUGUUUGUCUUUUCACACCUGACUUUGUGUGAAAUGUUCUUCCAUACAGAUUUGUUUUGCAUAGUUGAAUUCAUCAGUUUUUAUUUUAUGGCUUCUAGGUUCGUGUCUUCUGUGCAUGUCCCCUGCUCUGGGCUUCUGGGUUGUGAACUCUUCCCACCAUACACACACACACACACACACUCCCAGUGCACUCACAUCUGGGAGAGUGCGGGGACACGUUUCAGUGGCCACCAUAGUCCACACCUGACCACAGAGAUCUGCUCCUUCACGCAGGUUUGGGGGCUGCUCCUCUGUGAUGUAACGUACUAGCAACCCAAGGGGGGCCAUGGGAACCCUGAUUUAUAGCCUUUCAGACAGAAGUACAGGUGUCAAGCUGGGACGUAGGGGCUGUGUUGUGGGCCUGUGGCCUCUGAUGCUGACCCCAGGUAGAGGGGUCAGCCCUGAGGUGAGUUGUGGGACUUCCCGCUGGUGUCAGCUGUGCUGAGGGCAGUAGAGGUAUCUGUGAGCACAGAAGGGACGACAGAAUUAGCAGCCACCACACUGCACGCACCCUUCAGUGAAAUAAUGGACCUGGGCAAAAAUUGCCCAUAGCUGCUCAGCGGGGAGGACAGCAGUGGGCGGGGCCCUUUCCAACGGUUGGGGCCUGUCGGGGGUGCUGCUUGUACCUUAACAGCCCUGAGAGUGGGGCAGUGAGCCAGUGACAAAACCACAUUUGGGGGAUGAUUAGGGAUUUUUAGUGUGAACUGGCUAUUAGAUAAAAUUAGUGAAGUGCUAUCUUACUCUUUUCUAAUUUCCUCCCCCUUCUUUAAUGUUUAUUUCUCACAGUAAAAUGGAUACUGGGAAAUUUUCAAGUAAUUUUUAGUAAAACUCCGUUAUCAUUUUUAUACAUUGAACUAAGUAAUUGAUCUUAAUUUUAAUUUUUUGCAUGUAGCGUUGUAAAAUGACAAUAUUUAAAAAGCUGAUGUUGGGAGUCGAGUCCAGUUUAAGCAGACAAUUCUUGGACCUUCCGACAUCGGAAACGCCGAGCUUCUGUUACUGUCUCUCGGCAACGCUGUUGCUGUGAAGACGGUACGUGCCCUCCACGGUUUGGAGGCACACGUCCUCGGCCUAAACAGCUCCGUACAAACUAGGUGUAAAGUGUAAGGAGCAAGAGGGAGUGGGAGAAACAAACAGAUCUCUCUGUUAUGGGGCCCAGUUCUCCAGUGAGGGAGCUCUGCAGCUGCACGACGAGAAAAAUGCUUCCGGAGCGCUAAUGCCAGUGCGAAUAAUCCUUUCUUGGACGCCCAGCUUUGUCAGGUGAACCCCGGCCGGGCCCUCAGACUUGCCGUCCCCACUGCACACUCUGUCUGUCCCCUCAGGGCACGCAGCAUCUUGACUGUUGAAAGAGAACAAGCAAUCCAUCAUUGAACCAGGGAGUCCCUCUCUAUAGAAAACUGAAAUCAGCUGUGACACUGCUCAGCCCUCCUGUUUUGCAGAUUAAAAUGAUACAUGGCAGCUCACGUGUCACGAGGAAGAUUAACUCGGUCAUCUUGUUCUGCAGCCCAGACAAAAGAACUCCCCUCAAGCAGUAAAGUGGGAGCUCUACAGAAGCCGGAAAAGUUGGACUCAACUGUCCAGUGUAAAACAGAGAGUUUAACAAGAAAACAGAAAAAGACUGUUACUCUCCAUUGUCGCUGCCUCAGAGCUGGGAUGCAGAGAGCCGCCCUGAAGUCUGUACAAGGCGCUGCUGCUGGAGGUGCCAUUUCGUCACCAGAGAUGGGCACGCAGCUAUUGUGACCGCCUUCGCGACUGAUUUGAACGUGGCACAGUCACCAGGCAGCCGCACCCCAGGGGCUCGCAAUGGGACGGUGGCCGUGCAUCCUGCAGUCCCAGCACGGUUGUUCCAUUGUGAGGCCUGCAUAGCAGUUAUGAGCCCUAAAUGAGUCUCUCGUACAGAAAGGAACUCACAACGGCAGGCCUGUGAGGCCCCAAGCCGAGGCAAAUCGUCAGAUGACAAACUCGUCCUUUGUGAAUAAAUGAAUCUGUGACUGUGCUAUAUUUGUUUUUGAAAGUGAUUUUCAAAAGGAAGAAGAAAAAUGAGUAUCAGUGUUUGAUUUUAUAUAAAAUAAGUGCAUUCAUUAAAAUUAAUGUAAGAAAAAUCUUUCUAAUUAAAUAAUUUUUAAAAUUUACAAUAACUGUAAAGUUUCCUUUGCGUUCUGCAGUUUAGACCUUAUACUGGAAGUGACACAGGCCAGAAAGAGAAUUCUGUGAUUCUCUCGGCUUCUCAGGAGCUCUCGGCAGCACCGUUACUGGAAGUGCCUCUGCUGUGUACACUGUGUGCGUCCUUCAUCACACCAAAUCCUUUCUAGAAGAACAGACCAUUACUCCAGUCUAAGACAAAUGUUUCUACUCCGUUCCUUCUCAGUAAAGUUUUGGUUGUUGCUUAUCAAUAGCUGGCUAUCUGCUGUGCAAGAAUGGAUGAGGGCUCUGGAGCCUGUUUUCUCUGCCAAGGCCUGAUACCAGCUUUCACCUUCUUUUCCUACACAAAUCACUGAAAAGGAGAGGGGCUAUUUCAAUACGUUUGUCACCCAUUUGCCAUGGUCUCUUCCCAAUGACAGGACCCAUGGCGACGGGCUCUCCAGGCCACGUGCCCGGCAUGUUUUCAAUGGGGGCAUUCUGUCUGAACUGGG